AUGUGCCAAGUCAUCGAAAUAGUCGAUUUCGAAGUGGAAGAGCGAGAGUUGUGUUUUGAUUGUGAUCCAUCCAGAGAUGAGACCAACCAUCAGCCCCCAGCUCGGGAGUCUCGAGCGCUCCGGAGACCGAUACGGAGUGGAGGCGGCGGGGGAGCGAAGAGCAAUGGGUCGUUCCAUGUCGGGCCGUCGACCACGGGGAGCGGCGGUAGUGGCGGAGAAAGCGAAGCGUCUUCGGACGAGGCAGGUGAGGCCGUCAACGAAGCUGAGGACGCGGAAGACGAUGAGGAGCAGGAGGAUCCCAAAGACUACUGCAAAGGAGGCUACCAUCUCGUUCGGAUCGGUGACGUUUUCCAUGGACGGUACCACGUGAUCCGCAAACUGGGCUGGGGCCAUUUCUCUACAGUCUGGCUUUGUUGGGAUUUCCAUAAUAGACGAUUUGUCGCCCUCAAAGUGGUAAAAGCGGCCCCGCAUUACACAGAAACGGCUCUCGAUGAGAUAAAUUUGUUGCGUUGUGUAAGAGAAAGCGAUGGCGCUGAGCGAGCGCGCAAUUCCGUAGUUCAGCUCCUCGAUGACUUCAAAAUCAAAGGACAGAAUGGAACCCACGUUUGCAUGGUUUUCGAGGUUUUGGGACACAAUCUGCUUAAACUCAUCAUCCGCAGCAACUACCAAGGCAUUCCGAUCAACAAUGUGAAAAUCAUCAUGCGACAGGUGCUCGAAGGCCUUGAUUAUCUGCAUCAGAAGUGUAAGAUCAUUCACACAGACAUAAAACCGGAAAAUAUUCUCGUCUGUGUCAAUGAAACACACAUCCGAAGACUGGCUUACGAAGCAACCCAGUGGCAGAAGAUGGGCCUUCGCCUUCCCGCUUCGCUUGUUUGUACGGCACCUCCAGACGUGCAGCAGAUGAGAGUAUCGGCCAACGGUGAGAAAAUGUCCAAGAACAAAAAGAAACAACUCCGCAAAAAAGCCAAGAAAAAUCAGGAAAGAAUCGAGAAGGAGAUGGCAUCCCUCCAGAGGAUGGACUUGAAACAGGAAGAAGACGAGGACGAUGAGGAACCGAUGAGUCCAUUGACCACUGAAGCCAACGCUUCGAACGGCACUGAAAACAACCUGGACAUGGACGGCCAGAAUGAUUUUAAACGCAAAGAGCUUCAGUACAUGGUGAUGCAGGAGGCUUCGGGCUGGGCGGAAGGCAAAGAGCCCGGUUGGUGGGAGAAGAAACCCGAGGGAGAGGAAAACUCAUCCAAAGAUUCGUCAAAAUCUCCCUCCAAGCAAGGAUCCAAAUCUCCGUCGCUCCUCCGGCCGGAAGGAAGCAGUGGAGAGCGACGGUUGGAACGGAGUGAGACGGUACUCCUCGGACCCCAAGUGGGCCUAUCACCUGGAAGACUCUCUGUUCAGAAUGCUUCCACUCAACCAGUGUCGCAGGAGGCCAAUUCUCAGGUCGAACUCCGGAGAGUCGCCUCGAUGCCAGAGACGCAAGCGGCGGCCGCUCAAGGAUCCGGCAAGUCGUCUUGUCGGCGAUCCCUACCGCCGCCGCAACCGGACCCUGUUAGACAGGACUGCCCCAACCUUCAAGUCAAGAUCGCGGAUCUGGGUAAUGCCUGCUGGGUGCAUCAUCAUUUCACGGAGGACAUACAGACCCGUCAAUAUAGAUCUCCAGAAGUUCUGCUCGGUUCUGGAUACGGCACCGCUGCCGAUAUCUGGUCUACGGCGUGCAUGGCGUUCGAGCUCGCCACUGGAGACUACCUAUUUGAACCGCACUCCGGGGCCGAUUACUCAAGGGACGAGGAUCACCUCGCGCACGUCAUCGAGCUGCUCGGUGAAAUGCCCCGCGGCAUUGCGUUCUCUGGAAAAUACUCUCACGAGUUCUUCAAUAAGAAGGGUCAGCUCCGACACAUCACCAAGCUCAAACCUUGGGGUCUGACAGAAGUCUUGACCGAAAAGUACGAUUGGUCUAUGGAGGAUGCGCAGGCGUUCGCAGACUUCCUGAGACCGAUGCUCGAGUACGACGUCAAGUUCCGAGUGUCAGCCGAUCAAGCGCUGCAACACCCCUGGCUGCAAGUGAACCGAGUUCCGAACUAGAGAUAUGUAAAUUCAUUUCCUCGAUUCAAACAUCGGACCGACAGACGGGCAGCCUGGCUCCCAUCUGGAGAUUACCGCAUGACGAAAUCCGACAAACAACAACCAACAAACAAACACAAGCCAGUCUAAUAGGUAGCUUCUUCAUGAGAGACGGGGACUCGAAAUUACGACAGAGAGACGAGUAUGUGAAGCGACGGGGGACGAGGAAGCGAGAAAAAAAGUUUUCGCCGAUCAAGAUCCAACUCGUGUUUGUGAUAGACGACUCUGUUUGUACCCAUGCGUUGCCUUCUACUGGGAUUCUCGACCAAUACAACGAUUAAAACCUU
Galendromus occidentalis (western predatory mite) is the source of this 2405-nucleotide messenger RNA. RefSeq names its product SR splicing factor protein kinase (gene SRPK). Gene Ontology annotation, molecular function: ATP binding; protein serine/threonine kinase activity. Gene Ontology annotation, biological process: peptidyl-serine phosphorylation; regulation of mRNA processing; spliceosomal complex assembly. The record is from RefSeq and is a predicted model, not a curated record. Lineage: Eukaryota; Metazoa; Arthropoda; Arachnida; Mesostigmata; Phytoseiidae. The coding region runs from base 1 to 2079 and encodes 692 amino acids. Gene Ontology annotation, cellular component: nucleus; cytoplasm. The transcript has 9 exons.